AAGAAGAAGCUGCAGAAGCUGAAGGAAAAGUACGACCGCAGGGGCAUCGUGUACAUCAGCAGAAUACCGCCGCACCUGAAGCCGCAGAAGCUGCGCCAGAUGCUGGAGCAGCAUGGGGAGAUUGGGCGGCUGUACCUGGCGCCAGAAGACCCGGGUCUGCGAAGGAAGCGCAAGCAGCAAGGCGGCAACAGCGGCAAGAACUUCACGGAGGGCUGGGUGGAGUUUGAGGACAAGCAGAAGGCCAAGGAGGUGGCGGCCAUGCUGAAUGGGCAGCAGAUGGGGGGCAAGCGGCGGUCUGCCUACUAUUACGACCUGUGGUGCAUGAAGUACCUGCCCAAGUUCAAGUGGGACCACCUCACCGAGGAGAUCAACUACCAGAAGGCGGUGCGGGAGCAGCGCCUGGCGGCGGAGGUGUCGGCGGCCAAGAGGGAGCGAGACUUCUACCUCAGCCGCGUGGACAAGGCAAAGGCAGUCACUGCCAUGAUGGAGCGCAAGCGCAAG
Messenger RNA from Chlorella variabilis, 501 nucleotides. RefSeq lists its product as hypothetical. Gene Ontology annotation, biological process: endonucleolytic cleavage to generate mature 5'-end of SSU-rRNA from (SSU-rRNA, 5.8S rRNA, LSU-rRNA); endonucleolytic cleavage in ITS1 to separate SSU-rRNA from 5.8S rRNA and LSU-rRNA from tricistronic rRNA transcript (SSU-rRNA, 5.8S rRNA, LSU-rRNA); endonucleolytic cleavage in 5'-ETS of tricistronic rRNA transcript (SSU-rRNA, 5.8S rRNA, LSU-rRNA). The annotation marks the transcript as partial. The transcript is spliced from 6 exons. The record is from RefSeq and is a predicted model, not a curated record. Gene Ontology annotation, molecular function: RNA binding. Gene Ontology annotation, cellular component: nucleolus. NCBI's taxonomy places the organism in Eukaryota, Viridiplantae, Chlorophyta, Trebouxiophyceae, Chlorellales, Chlorellaceae.